ACGCCAUCAUGGUGGCAGCUGCGUUGUCGGCGGUGCAUGCCGACGCUACCACGGACGUUGGCAAUACACGCAGGGAAAACGAAGACGAGUUUUGCGUUGUACUCGACCUGCCGCUACGUACCCCCCACGACAAUGCCUGCCGUCGGUCGCUCUUCGCGGUCUUUGACGGCCACGGUGGCGUCCGCGCCGCGACCUUCCUCAAGACACACCUUGUUUCGUACUUGGUGCAAGACCCGCAGUACGGUCAGAGCACGUCGGACGCACUCGCCUCGACACUGCGGCGUCUCGACGCGGCGUUUCUCGAGCUUGCGCGGCGUCACGGCGGUGCGAUCGAUGGCUCGACCGCGAUUGUGGUCGUGCUCGAGCAGUAUCACGGGAAUGCUUCGCCGACGCUCAUUUGCGCCAACCUCGGCGACUCGCGCGCCGUCUUGAUAAGUCGACAUCAUUGGGAGCUGCUCUCGCGCGACCAAACUGCGUCGCGCGUCGACCAGCAGCCGCUUGUCUACGACAACGGCGGGUUUGUGGCCUUUCGAAAUACAUAUCGCCCGCCAACAUCGGAGCUGCCCCUCUGGCGUCGGUGGUGCCGAGAGAUCUACGACGCGUGGCAAGCUCGAAUCGUGGGGCGACCGCUGCGCGUGUACCCUGGAGGCGUGGUGUGCACGCAAGUGAUUGGAGACCUCGACUGCAAGCAAGUUGGCGUCGUCCGCGCGAUCGCCGAGUGCACGGUCGUCGAGCUCCACCCUGCCCACACGAUGGUGGUGCUGGCCUCGGAUGGGCUGUGGGCCGUGGUGGCCAAUAAGCUCGUGCACGCACAUGUUCGAGACCUGACAUCGGCGACCACGGCCAGCCACGAGCUCGUCCAGCUCGCCAAAGCACAUCGGCGAAGCACCGACAACAUCACGGUCGUCGUCGCGACCUUGACAUGGCAGAGUGCUGUGCCGUAAAACCACAGUCCAAUGUCCCUCUUAUGGUGUUAAAAACGGCA
Molecule: messenger RNA, 985 nt
Organism: Saprolegnia parasitica CBS 223.65
Lineage: Eukaryota; Oomycota; Saprolegniomycetes; Saprolegniales; Saprolegniaceae
Exons: 3
Coding region: 9-944 (311 amino acids)
Biological process (GO): protein dephosphorylation
Molecular function (GO): cation binding; protein serine/threonine phosphatase activity
Source: RefSeq, a predicted model, not a curated record